AUGAAUAGCUCGGGCUCAAGGGAAAGCCCGUCCCGGAAAUCACUUCUGAGCCGAUUUGAGCGUCUGGGACAUCUUCAGGACCUGGACCAAGUGAUAUUGAUGGAUACGGUAGCAGUGAGGCUCGCACAGGGCGACGACAAGCAUAUUCAUUUGUACAAUCUUGGAGACGCCUACUCCCGUCGCUUUGAACAUUUCAAAAACCUCGCUGAUAUCAAUCAGGCAAUCUCAGCAUUCGAGGAGGCAUUGAAGCUCACACCAGUUGGUCAUCCUAAUAAAUACAAAAACAUGAUCAAUCUGGGAAAUUCGUUCUUCCUUCGUUUCCAGCACCUUAGUUGCAUCACUGACAUCGACAGAUCAAUAUCGGCAUUUCAAGAUGCCCUGCAGCUCAUCCCAGAUGGCCAUCGCGACAAAGCGAGCUGCCUGAGUAAUCUUAGCGACUCACUUUUUCUUCGCUUUGAGAACUCUUGCAAUCCAACAGACCUCGACGAGUCAAUCUCGGCCAGAGAAUGCGCAGUAGCAGUCACCGAAGAUCAUGACCCUCAGAAACUUAAUCGGUUGGUGAAUCUUGGAAACUCGAUGUUUCGUCGAUUCCAGCUUUCUGGAAACAUCGCGGACCUCGAUACGUGCGUUUUUGCAAGAGAGCACGUCAUUCGGAUCGUCCCAAAAGACGAUCCUACGCGGCAUAUCCAUCUCAGUCGACUUGCCACUCCAUAUUCGAUUCGAUUCGAACGACUCUCCCUUCCCGCCGAUCUUGACAAGUGCAUCUCGGUGAGCGAAGAAGCGGCACAGUUCCUCCCAGAAACCCAUCCAGAUAAGCCCGGUUACCUCAGCAAUCUCGGGAGUUUUCUGCUCCAACGUUUCAAUUUAUCUGGUGGCCUCUCUGAUAUUGAGAAGGCAACUUGUAUGUUUGAGGAUGCCGUUCAGCUCCUUGAUGAUAAAAACUCUAUCAAGGCUACGGUACUAGGAAACUUGGGUUAUUCCCUUACGCUCCGGUUUGAGAGGGUCAGCGAUCCCGUUGACCUCUCUAAGGCCAUCACCUCUAGCACAGACGCUCUUCACCUUACUCCCGAUAAUCAUCCUAGAAAAGCGGAUCGCCUUGCUAAUCUUGGCAUUGCACUCCUCGCCCGUUACCAGCAUCUGGGAGAUCCUGUCGACCUCGAAAAAUCUCUGUCCACAUUCCAGGAUGCGCUUCGCUCAGAGCAAGGAGGUCCUCUGGAGAAGACCGACCACCGCAUGAAUAUUAGCAACUCGUUGAGUCUGCGUUUUGAGCGCUUUGGAGACCCUGUGGAUAUUGACAAGACGGUGUGUUUACGAAAGGAAAUCGUGCAGCUCACUCCAGACUGCCACCCUGAUAAACCUCGCCGCCUUAGCAGCCUCGGAAAUGCUUUGCUACGUCGCUUUCAGCGUGUUGGUGACGUAUCUGAUAUAAACGAGUCCAUUAUCAUGAAUAAAGCAUCCGUACGACUUGCCCCCGACUGCCAUCCUGAAAGAUGGUUGUAUAUGACGGACCUUGGGACUUCGUUACUUGCUCGUUUCGAUGAAUUCGGCGACCUUGACGACAUUCGCGAAUCCAUCGCGAUGAACACAAUUUCUGUGAGGCUCGUACCAUCUGGCCAUACAAGCAAAUCCACUUGCCUGAGCAAUCUCGCCAGCUCAUAUCUAAGCAGAUUUCAGCGUUUAGGCGAUCUCAGCGACAUCAACGAAACAAUUUUACACUUCGAAGAUGCUUUGCAAUCGAGCCCAGAAACUGAUCCCACUAGAGCCGGAUAUCUGCGCAACCUCGGGUUUGCUUUAUGGCACCGCUUCCAGCGUCUCGGUGACAUCGGUGACAUUGACAAAUCCGUCUCUCUUGGACUGAAUGCAGUACAGCUUAGCCCAGACAGCCAUCCGGAUAAACCUGCUCGCCUCGACAGUCUCGGGACUUCUCUUUUAAGCCGUUUCCAGCGCCUUGGUGAUAUUGCUGACCUUAACAAAUCAAUCAUGGUCAGAGAGGAUGCCAUACGUCUUGCACCAAAUAGCCAUCGAGACAAACAUAUAUAUCUGAACAACCUCGGGAAUGCGCUUCAAGGCCGAUACGAUCGGCUUCGGAAUUGUCUCGACGUUGACAGAGCGAUUCUGGUUUGCACUGAAGCCGUCCAACUCAGUUCAGCGAAUCACACUAACAAGGCUGCUUGUCUUAACAAUCUCGGAAAGGCUUUCAGUCUGCGUCACGAAGGCGAAGGUGACGAGCUCGACCUCACCGAGUCUAUCAAAGCGUUUAAAGAAGUGGUUCAGCUGGUCCUAGAUGGCCAUGCCAGAAAGCCGACGUUUCUAAAUAAUCUGGGUAGACAACUGCUCAGCCGCUUUGAACAUCUCCACGAAUCUGUCGACAUUCAUGACUCAAUAAUAAUGGCGCAAGCCGCAGUGCAACAAACACCUGAUGGACAUGUCGCAAAACCCUAUUGGAUUUACAAUCUUGGAACUUCGAUCUUCAGUCGGUUCCAAUUUCUUAAAGAUCCAGCUGAUCUGGACAAUGCAAUAUUGCAGUUUUCGGCAGCCGCCCGCUCUGCUACUGGUUCUCCUUCCAUCAAGUUCCGCGCAUGCCUACAGUGGAUUCACGGCCUUUCCUUCUACCCGUCCGACUUUUCCGUUCUAGACGCAUACGUCGUUGCUCUUGAUCUCCUACCUCAAUUAGCCUGGCUUGGCCUUCCGCUCCAGGAUCGCUAUCGAGAGCUUCUGAGUGCAGGGAGUGUGACAAGAGAUGCUGCGGCUGCAGCUGUCAAGUUCGGAAGGGCUCAGACUGCUGUCGAGUGGCUAGAACAAGGACGUUCCAUUGUUUGGGGCCAAUUACUGCAGCUUCGUACACCAAUUGACGAAUUACAAGAUUCACACCCUGAGCUUGCGGCUAGACUUCUGCAGGUCUCACAUGAACUGGAACAGAGCAGUACUCGUGAUCAAGCUAGUCUCGAAACUCGCAUUGAGAUGUCAUUGGAGGACGAUGCUCGGCGACAUCGUUCCCUCACUCUUGAGUGGCAAGAAAUCAUCCAGACAGUCAGGUCCUCGUCUGGUUUCGAGAGAUUCCUUCUACCCAAGACGAUCACACAGCUUUCUGCUUCUGCCCAAUCAGGACCUGUUGUCAUUCUUAAUGCCAGCCGAAGUCGAUGCGAUGCAUUGAUUCUAAUGGCCAGAUCGGACGAUGUGCUCCAUGUUCCUCUACCAAACAUAACCUACGAGAGACUUCACGAUCUCCAAAGUCUCUUGACCACAGUGUUGGCGAGCAAUACCCGUGUCGUCGACAGAGCCAUUAAAACUGUGUACCCCACUGCCAGGAAUCCCGACGGUGUAUUGGAGAAUAUUCUAUCGGAACUCUGGCUCAAGGUCGUUAAGCCGAUUUUAGAUGUCUUGAUCACUUCUGCGCCAUCUACCACUGCUCAAGAGCUCCCGCGCAUCUUUUGGUGCCCGACUGGACCGUUCACAUCCCUUCCCAUUCAUGCAGCGGGACUUCACAGCGAGACUCGAACUGACUCCAUACUCUCUAGGUUUGCUGUCUCUUCAUACGCCCCGACUUUGAGCGCCCUUAUGCCACUCUCACGCCCAGAGGCCGGUAUGGGCGACACGCAGCUCCUCGCCAUCGCCCAGCCCGCUGUCCUUGGAUAUGCUCAACUUCCCGGUACUGUUCAAGAGCUCAAAUGUAUCGAAGCAAGGGCCAAUGCUGCUAAUCUACUCUUCACAUCAAUCAAAGGGUCUGAAGCCACAGUUGCCAAUGUGAUAGAGAAUAUGGGAGCGUCUGCAGCUAGCUGGGUGCACUUUGCGUGCCACGGCGUGCAAGACGCCGACAAACCUACCAACAGCGGUUUGAUUCUAUCAGAUGGCCGCCUAAAACUUUCGGAUAUCAUCAAGUUAUCUCGUUCGCACGGAGGUCUGGCUUUCCUGUCGGCAUGCCAGUCUGCUAAAGGCGAUAAGGACCUCUCAGAAGAAGCUGUUCACCUUGCCGCAGGAAUGCUGCUUGCUGGAUAUCGCGGAGUAGUUGCCACGAUGUGGUCAAUAAAGGACGGAGAUGCCCCUUUGGUGGCUGACAAGGUGUAUAGUCGCCUUUUUGAACACGGGAAGCCUGAUUGCAGAGACGCCGCUCACGCAUUGCACGAGGCCGUGCAGAGUCUUUACGCCAAGAAGAAAAAGGCAUAUCUAUCGUGGGUUCCGUUUAUUCAUAUGGGCAUUUGA
Fibroporia radiculosa is the source of this 4200-nucleotide messenger RNA. RefSeq lists its product as uncharacterized. Gene Ontology annotation, molecular function: protein binding. The record is from RefSeq and is a predicted model, not a curated record. The coding region runs from base 1 to 4200 and encodes 1399 amino acids. The transcript is spliced from 2 exons. Lineage: Eukaryota; Fungi; Basidiomycota; Agaricomycetes; Polyporales; Fibroporiaceae.